Centropristis striata (black sea bass) is the source of this 2296-nucleotide messenger RNA. RefSeq names its product Rab interacting lysosomal protein (gene rilp). The transcript has 8 exons. Gene Ontology annotation, cellular component: cytoplasm; ciliary basal body. NCBI's taxonomy places the organism in Eukaryota, Metazoa, Chordata, Actinopteri, Perciformes, Serranidae. Gene Ontology annotation, molecular function: protein dimerization activity. Gene Ontology annotation, biological process: cilium assembly. The record is from RefSeq and is a predicted model, not a curated record. Bases 413 to 1711 code for a protein of 432 amino acids.
GCGAGUCUCUGCAUGUAGUUAUGUGUGUAUACUCGAAUUACAUUGGUCAGAAAAGUGGGGAGGAUCCUGCAGCGAGUAGACUGCAGGAGUACUGUUCAGCCUUCAGCCUUGUACUAUAGUUCAUUACGGAGUACUCGAUGUUCUUGUAUUUUUUUUGGUAGGCUGUGUUCUUGUGAGCAAACAUUAAAAAUGCAUGACGUGCUGUUAGAAGAGGAGCAAAUCAAGUUCAGGCGUGUCGGCAGCGUGGGCUAAACAUUUUACGCACUUUCAACUUUACGCAUGCUCUACUUUGCCGCUUUCACGUUUCUAGUUGUGUUUUACGGCUGAGUGUCAUGUCGCGCUGACGAAGCGACUGUCGGUUUCGAUAGCAGACAGAUAAGGAGCAUGUGAAGUGAGCUGGUCGGGCUCAGAAAUGGAGGAGGCACCUGAAGCACACACGGAGACCAAAAACACAGACGGUUGUUUCCACAGGACCUUCUCAGCCCUGACCGUGGACGAUGUGUAUGAAAUAGCCAAACUGAUCGGCACCGAGGUGGAGAAACUUAUCGACGGCUGCGGCAAAGAGAGCGUCGUGGGUCUGGUGCCCAAAAUAGUGAAAGUACUCGAGCUGCUGGAGAGCUUCGCGUCGAGGAACAAUGCUCACAAACUGAGGGAAGAGGAGCUGCUCAAGACCUUCGAGACAUUACAGCUGCAGCAGCAGAAGAAACGUGCGGGGAAGGAGAUCGACGAGGGCGGCGAUAAAAAUGAAAUACGGCAGGAGCUGCAGCAGAAGGAGGAGCAGUGGAGGAGGAGGUGUGAGGAGCUUCAGACCCAGGUGCAGCAGCUCCAGGAGGACAGGGAGGAGCUGCAGAGCAGGCUGAAGGGCAGCCAUGCACAGGAAGACCGUGUCCAGCGACAGGAGAGAGAGGUGAUGUUAAAGCUGAAGGAAGUGGUAGACAAGCAGAGAGAUGAGCUGCGGGCAAAAGUCCAGGAGAUAACCACCAUCUCCAGAGAGGCGGAGGCGCUCCAGGAGCAGUUGGAGCGCUUCAUGAAGAUGAAUGCGGAGCUGCGACACAAGCAGAACGUGAUGCAGGCCCAGCUGAAGAGCACCGUGGAGAGGAAGGCCGACAUGGAGGCCGACCUGAAGGAGAAAAACAAAGAGAUAGAAAACCUCCAAACACUGCUGGACAAAGCCAACAGCAACGGACCCUCUAGUCCAAGUCAAACACUUCGUGAGUCCAAGAAAAAGUUGAAAGCCGACCAAAAGGAUCCUGAUCAGCCGUGCUUCACCAAGAAGGAGGUGCGUGACAUAAUUUUCGAGAGGAACGAGCUUAAAACCAACCUGUUCCUGGUGCAGGAGGAGCUCAACUACUAUCAGAGGGAGAUCCUGAAUGAGGAGAGGUGUCCAGGUUUUCUUUUAGAAGCGGUCCGCUCUGCCAUCCACAAGAAGAGAAAGCUCAUUAAGGCAAAGAUGCUCGGGAUUCCUUUGAAAGAUUGCAGCAGCAGUGACGAGGAGGACAGGAGUUCUCUGUUUGGGCAGACAGAAGUAGACGGCCCUGUGGCCAACAGCACCGACAAACCAGCUGAGUCACGCAUUCAAAACCUCUUUGGCUUCCUGACGCGGUCGGGCAGCGGCCGGAGCCCCACCCACAUGAGCAACUCCGCCUCCAGCUGGGAGAUCAUCGGAGACUCAGAGGCCACUGAUGAGACGGGGCAGGGACCGUCGCCCUGAGCCUGUGAGACACCCUACUGCCCUUAGUCACAACUUCUUCCUCAGCUUUGAACAGAAAAUGUGGUUGUGGCUCUGAAAAAAACAGCAUGAGGACAUUUGAACGCAACCCAAGUGUGUUUAAUACGAAAGCACUAUGUGAGUGUGGGAAGAGACUAUUUUAAACCAACUUUUUUGCCUCAUUUCGAUCACAACUACUUUCAUUUCCCCUUUUGUUAAUUUCACUCUUGCCCCCUUACUUCUCCAUAGAAGUUAUAAAAAAGUAUAUUUAGUAUAUUACCAUAUUUAUGGUACAGUGUAUCGCAAUAAUAAGAGGGAUACUAUUUAACUCACCACAAAUAGAGACUUCCUUUUGUAUCAGUCAAGUAUCAGGUUAUCCUUAUCCAUUAUAAGGGAAGUGGAAAAAUGGGUAAUUAUACUUAAAUAUUUAUAUAGAAUCAAACAUCUUUAACAUAAACCAAAGACAUUACAGAGGUAUAUUUUUCUGAAAUCAAACUGCAUAUGGAAUACAGUAUUUCAACUUCACUCAGAUAAAUAAUAGGUGUUAUAUCUGACAAAGUUCACCUCUGUUCCACAAGGGGGCGCUGG